Orbicella faveolata is the source of this 2670-nucleotide messenger RNA. RefSeq lists its product as uncharacterized. The record is from RefSeq and is a predicted model, not a curated record. NCBI's taxonomy places the organism in Eukaryota, Metazoa, Cnidaria, Anthozoa, Scleractinia, Merulinidae.
UGAAUCACAGAUAGUUGCUGAGGGCUCCAUAAGUGGUGUCAUUGAUGGAAAGAAUUACAACCGUGGCGUGCGGGCACACAAGUACCUGUAUGAAGCACUGAUGAGGUUACCAUGGACUGAGUUCAUGAGAAGGCUCGAAAGCAGCGAUCCCAAUCAUCGCAUCACAGUGGCGUCUUUUUUUUUGAGCAGGUGGAUACACUGGCUAAUAAUUUGAAGGAAGAGAGCUUAGACCAGCUGCUUCAAUGCCCAGUCCUGCCCCAAGUGAUGACUAUGUGGAGAGAGUUCCUGAAUCAUCUUCAUCAAAGUAACGGUGAACUUUCAGCAUUCUGGAUGCCAUAUGUGGAUAUGGUAGAAGGAAAAGUUCUUGGCCUGUUGCGAGCAUCUCGUGAAGGUGACUGGGAUUUACAUCUCCAUUCCAUAAGAAUGAUGAUCCCUUGGUGUUUCGCUUACGACAAGGUGAACUAUUCACGAUACCUGACUCCUUACUUUGCUCAGAUGACAAAUCUCGGUGACAAAAAUCCUAAAGUACAGAAGGCAUUCAAAGAAGGCAGUUUUGCCGUUCAGUUAGCCAGCAGCAAUCCCUUUGGGAGGAUUCCAGUUGACCAGACAACUGAGGUCACAGUUAACAAAGAUACCCAGAGUCCUGGUGGAACCACACGCUUUAGCUUAAAACCUGCAACUGUUCAGCGCUACUACCUCACAGCAGAAUACCGAAGUGCAUUUCUCGGGCAGCUAAGAAACAUGGCACAAAGAUCCAACUCGGAAACGCAGCAUACAGAGCUUCAGUCAUCAAGAAUAAAGAGAGAUGAGCUCGCGGUUUCGUCCAUAGUUGACCUCAUCCAAGGCUGGGUUAAUCCAUUUUCCGAGAGCCAAGAACUGAUUAGCAUUUCAACUGCAAAGAAAGCCCCCAGAGAGAUUGCCACAGAGCUGAAAGCAGCACACGCGGUUGGUGAAAGAUGUUAUGCAAAGUUUAAAGACGAGAGGAUGGAGAAAACUCCUCAAAUCAGAAAAUUCCAUGACCCUCUGAAGACCAACAAACUUAAGACAUUCAGCGACAUGAACUAGAAGGAACAGGUGCAAACCAAGGACCGAUCGAUUAUUUUGAAAGCAGACAGGUCCUUGUUUGGAAGAAUCAUAGUUAUCGCACAAGAACGAAGCUUGCAGAUGAAUACCAUCCUUUCACACCCUCGUGGACCACUUCCCUGGGCCUUGUCAACUCCAGAUGGCCUUCUGAGAAAUACCAACAAGGCCUCCCUGGCAUCACUGUUACAGAAAAAUUUUCAGUUCUCUGAGGAAGUCCCUGUAAAUUCUGCUGCAGUUAUUGAUGGCAUGUCUCUGGUGCAAAGGCUAAAGGAAGAUCAACUGACCUUUGGUGAUGUCGCUAUGACUGUUCUGUCUAUGGCAAUGAAAGAAGGGGUGUGGUGUAACAGAAUAGACGUCGUAUUUGACACAUACAAGGAGCUAUCCAUUAAGAACUGCGAGCAACAACUGCGAGGUGAAGAGUCAGGACACCAGCUUGUUAACAUCACUAGUACACAGAUAGUUAGGCAGUGGAGGAAUUUCCUGACAAGAGUGAGCAAUAAGACGAGUCUUAUCACCUUCAUCGUCAACGAGUGGAGAAAGGAAGCAUGCAGACAGAAGUUGGAGGAGAAACUGUUGUAUGUCAAUGCUGGUGAUACGUGCUACAGAAUCACCGCGGAAGGUAGUGAGGUUCCAACACUGAAGUCUCAACAGGAAGAGGAAGAUGGACGACUACUGCUCCACGCUURCCAUGCAGCUAAUGAGGGCUUCAACUCUGUUCUUGUCUGUUCGGAGGACACUGAUGUAUUUAUCAUGUCCUUGGCAUUUAGCAAUGAGAUAGGAGCUUCCCUGUUCAUGAAAUCUGGAACUCGUACACGGACAAAUGUUAUUGACAUUUCAAAAGUUGCUGCCUCACUUGGUCCAGAAGUGUGCAAAGGUGAGGUACCAGCUGUUUUGUUCAAGAAGAGGGGGGAUAGAAAGCCACCAGCUCCCUCCUUGCAGAGAUUGUCUUGUGAAGCACGCAAGGAGAGCAAAUUAUCAGGUUGCCAUAUGGAAACGCCGUUUAGAGAAAGACCCACAGGUUCCGACUCUUGUUGGACAGGGAUGGAAGAUUGAGCAUGAAGAUGGUGUUGUCAAGUUAGUUGUUGACUGGAUGGACGUAAAAGCAGCACCAGAGGCCAUACUUGAGCUAUUAGCGUGUAACUCUACUAAAACGUGCAUCCCCCCUAAAUGUGUCUGUGUCACAAAUGGCCUAAGAUGCACUGAUAUGUGCAAGCUUGCUGAAUGUGAGAACCAAGGUUCUGUUCAAGAGAUCGAGAGUGCCGAUGAUGACGAUGGAGUGAGCAGUGAUGAGGAAUAUUAAACUGAACGCUUAAGAAGUUUCUGUGAAUUCUCACAAGUACUUUCUAUGUAUGCCAACUGGUAAAUAUAGAAAUUAGGUCACGUGACUCAUUUACUUAAUGAUAUUCUUAGCUAUACCCACGUUAAAGAACAUCAGAAAGAACGUCAGAAACAUUAAAAAGAGCAGGUUGAAUUAAAGUGGAUUGGAGUGCCUCGUAGUACAGUCUUACAAUUGUCUGUCAUGUAAAAAUGCCAUUUUAAAGGCCCUGGUCACGUGUCCAGUGAUGUAAACGACGGGAUAAACAACAC